AAAUUCUUCAAAAGAAUCAAAAACCCCUUUUUGAAAAUCUUCACUUACCUUAAGUCUUAACUCAAAAACAUGCCAAAUUUAACGAGGAAUCCUUCGGAGAGCUAUAUAACACGUGCUCCACGCUCUAAGAUUGACUUAUAACACGUGCUCCAAAUUCUACAUUAUGGCAAUAGUCUAACAACUUGCCAAAUCUUUCAAACUUAAAAAAAAAGUUUCAAACCCUUUAUUCUUCUAAUUCCCCUAGCACUUCUUUCUUCAAAAUCAACAUUUCGUAUAUAUAAAUAUAGAUGGUCUCAGACUUGAGAAACAUCGAAGAACCAAAGAAAGUUCACAACUCAGAAAUUUAGAGUUCUUUGAGAGCUAGAAAGAGAUGGCUGAAGAAACCAAUACAAUGCCGGUUAUCAGUAAGCUGUACUGUUCUUCUCAGGCAGGGUUUGUGGUUAGGAGGAGGCCAAAUAUAGAGAAUGGAGGCGGUUUCGUGGUCACGGAUUGUAGCCAGAAGUUUGUUUUCAGGGUUGAUGGCUGUGGGGUUCUUGGUACUAAAGGGGAGCUGGUUUUGAGGGAUGGAAAUGGGGAUGCUUCGCUUCUCAUACGUCGAAAGGGAGGGAUGGUUGAGGCCUUAAACAUACAUAAAAAAUGGAAAGGUUACACUUUUGACUACGAAGGAUCACAAAAGUUGGUUUUUACCUUGAAGGAGACCUGUUCAUGUUUAGCAAAGAACAAUGCCAUCAGAAACUCGAUUGAGCCCAAAGGAAGCAGCAAGGAUUGGGACUCUGAGAUUAAAGGUUAUUUCCCUGACAGAAAUUGCAGCAUCAUUGAUUCCAUAGACAAUAUUGUGGCUCAGGUACACGAGUUGAUGGCAAGUAAAGAUCUGUAUCAUGUAGCGGUAAAACCUGGAAUCGAUCAAGCUUUUGUUUUUGGAGUCAUUGCUGUUCUUGAUUGCAUUUAUGGUGAAUCUACCGGGUGCUGAAUGAUAUGAGGAAGCCUAAGCAGAAUUUUCUUUUUGUAACCAACAAAGAAAAACUCAAUGUGCAUGGAUAAGCUAGCUGUGCUGCUAGUAAUUUUGUUUUAAUUUUUGUUGUCUUGAGUCAGACUUGCAUAAGUAGAUAGGGAAUCAAUUUAGCAGCAAAUUUCAAUUAUUAUUUCAUGAUAAGAAGCUUAAUUUAAGCGAUUAUGAUUGCUGACACAGGUACUUGGUUCAAUUAACUAUGUAAUAAAAUGGCUAAAAAGGAAGUCGAUUAACUUAAUUUUGCCUUGAUAGUUGAGACAUUACAGGAUUAAGUUGCUUCACAUUUUAGUUAAUUAGAGAAGAGUGAUCAAGAGAGGAAAAAGGCAAUCUCGAGGACAAUCUAACAUCUCGUCAAAACAGAGGUUUCCAUGGCUGGGAAACA
This is a messenger RNA of Durio zibethinus, 1391 nucleotides long. The record is from RefSeq and is a predicted model, not a curated record. Lineage: Eukaryota; Viridiplantae; Streptophyta; Magnoliopsida; Malvales; Malvaceae.